AUGGACUGGUGCGAGCGUCUAAACGUACUGUACGAACGCAACUGGACUAGAUUGGUGCAUGAGCAGCUUCGCAAGUUCGAGACGUCUAUAGUCGCGGCGGCGAGGCAGUCGCCCGACGCGCAGCCGCCGGAACUCGCUUUGGAGAACAAAUGGACGUUUUCCGGCGCUUUGAUUUACUGCAUAACAUUAAUUACUACAAUAGGUUAUGGUAACGUGUCACCUCGCACGCCGGCUGGUCGGGCGGCGACGGUAGCCUACGCCGCUGCGGGGGUGCCGCUGACGCUGGCAUGCUUGGCAGGCCUUGGCGCGUCCCUGGCAAGGCUGGCGAGAAUAGCUUGGUUGAAAGCCACCAAGAAUAAGAUUCCCAACACUUGGAGGAAGGACGGUGAAAUGGAAAAUCACUUCCAACUCCAUGAACAACAACGUCUUCUUCCGCAACCGAUACAAAGCAACCAAUACACGUCAUUUCCACCCCGCCCUCAAAGAUACGCAGGGACUGUUAAAGCGAGAGCUGGGGAAAAAGGACAAUAUUCCCAAGUAUUCGAGAAAGCACCACCCAGUCCCAGAGCAGCGACAUUGGGGCGCCAAAGACGGAGUGGUUUAAGUGAUGAACCGCAUUCAUCUGGAGCCCUGCAAACGCAGACUUUAGACCGAAAGAGAACUGUAAAUAGUAUGAAAUGUAUGGCAACAAUCCAUGCCACAGGCCGAGGACGUGGGAGGAACUCUAUUCAAAGACCUCGGGGCGUCGCAAUCGAGCAGCUAAUUGCUGAAGAGUGCGGUGAAAUCAUUAUGAAGAGCUGUCAAGAAGAAGCCGAAGACUCUGAAGAUGCUGACGAAAUAAUUUGUCCACACGACACGCCGUCGCGAGUGCCUUUGAUAUGGAGCGAAGAGAACCAGAAGAUAAAAAGUUGCGCGGUGCCCAGUUGCAGCGCAUCAACCAGCGUUCAACAUCAGAGCAACAGCGUGGAACACUGUCAAAUCCCAGCCGGGAUAGUGUUGUUCCUGCUUCUAGCUUACAUAUGCAUCGGUGCCGCAAUAUUUUCCAUCUGGGAAAAUUGGAGCUUCCUUGACGCGGCGUACUUCUGCUUCAUUGCGCUGGCCACCAUAGGCUUCGGAGAUUUCGUGCCUACCAGCUUCCUCACGUCGAAGUCGAAUACGGAAAACUCGAGGAACGAAUACAUCCAAAUGAUCGCGUGCUGUGCCUAUCUAGUUUUCGGACUGAUCCUGAUAGCGAUGUCGUUCAGUCUGCUACAAGACGAAGUCGUCGCUCGGUGCUCGCAGUUAGCUAACAGUCUUGGUUUAUCACGUACA
Molecule: messenger RNA, 1311 nt
Organism: Iphiclides podalirius (scarce swallowtail)
Lineage: Eukaryota; Metazoa; Arthropoda; Insecta; Lepidoptera; Papilionidae
Source: the annotation of a GenBank genome assembly